AUGUCGAAGAAUCCCCGCGAAGAUGUAUAUCUUCCGGGAAAACUAUUGGUAUUCGAAGGCAUAGACAGGUCCGGCAAAAGUACACAGUUGAAGCUCCUGUCGCAAAGGCUCACAGAUGAAGGAAUUAAUCAUCGCCUACUAAAAUUUCCAUAUUAUGAAACCGAUUGCGGGAAAACGCUGGCAGCCCACCUGUCAUCGCACGGCGCCGUCCGCUCGCGCCGUGCGAUACACCUUCUCUUCUCUGCCAACCGUUGGGAGAUGAUGAAGGAUAUUGUGAACAGCCUUGUGUCCGGGACACAUGUACUAGUGGAUCGCUAUGCCUUUUCCGGAGUAGCUUAUUCAGUUGGAGCUGAGAAUUUAUCAUAUGACUGGUGUAUAGUACCAGAUGAUGGACUUUUAAGCCCUGAUAUUGUAAUAUACCUCGACAAUCCUGCGCAUGUAAGCGCUAUGCGCAGCAAUUUCGGGAUGGAACGUUACGAAAAAGAAUGUAAAUUAGAGGCUGUACGUCACGUUUAUGACCAAUUUAGCAAACUGCCAUAUUGGCAGAGCUUUGAUGCAACGUUACCAGAAAAGGAACUUAGCGACGUAGUAUAUGAGAAAGUCAAAGAUGUACUCAACUCGGAGCCAAGACGGCUAUACGAUGCUGAGCUCCAUUUUCCGAAGGACCUGGAAUUGGAUAGAAAAAAAAGUGUACACUUAGUGCCGCCAUUCGUUUGA
Messenger RNA from Babesia sp. Xinjiang, 717 nucleotides. Its product is annotated as putative thymidylate kinase. The record is from RefSeq and is a predicted model, not a curated record. Gene Ontology annotation, cellular component: cytosol; cytoplasm; nucleus. Gene Ontology annotation, biological process: dTTP biosynthetic process; dTDP biosynthetic process; dUDP biosynthetic process. NCBI's taxonomy places the organism in Eukaryota, Apicomplexa, Aconoidasida, Piroplasmida, Babesiidae. Gene Ontology annotation, molecular function: dTMP kinase activity; ATP binding. Bases 1 to 717 code for a protein of 238 amino acids. The transcript has 7 exons.